Messenger RNA from Pelobates fuscus (common spadefoot toad), 650 nucleotides. RefSeq names its product ATP synthase peripheral stalk subunit d (gene ATP5PD). The record is from RefSeq and is a predicted model, not a curated record. The transcript has 6 exons. Gene Ontology annotation, biological process: proton motive force-driven ATP synthesis. The coding region runs from base 111 to 596 and encodes 161 amino acids. Lineage: Eukaryota; Metazoa; Chordata; Amphibia; Anura; Pelobatidae. Gene Ontology annotation, molecular function: proton-transporting ATP synthase activity, rotational mechanism.
AUUGGUUGGCUGUCGGACGGCCUGCCGGAAGUUGCGAGUGACGUCCAUAUCGGCGGCCAUUGCAGUCACCCGGCUAUCUGGAGGUCGGUGGGUAAGGCAAGAACGUAACCAUGGCAGGACGUAGAUUUGCUGUUAAAGCUGUAGACUGGAUGGCAUUUGCAGAGAGGGUACCCCCAAAUCAAAAGGCAAUGUUCAAUGCCCUCAAGACCCGCAGUGAUACAAUAGCUGCAAAGCUAACAUCCCUUCCAGAGAAGCCUCCAACCAUUGACUGGGCACACUAUCGUGCUGCAAUUGCCAAGGCAGGCAUGGUGGACGAAUUUGAGAAAAAGUUCGGUGCUAUUAGUAUCCCAGAGCCGAAGGAUACCCAGACCGCGAAGAUAAAUGCUCAGGAGCAGGAUUCUGCAAAAAGUGCUGCAAUCUACAUCCAGGAAUCUCAAGCUAGGGUUUCUCAAUAUGAGAAGGAGUUAGAGAAAUUCCGAAACAUGAUCCCCUUUGACCAGAUGACCAUUGAAGACGUAAACGAAGCAUUCCCAGAAACCAAACUGGACAAAGAAAAACAUGCGUACUGGCCACACAGGCCAAUUAGUGAUUUGUAAAACAUUGAGAAUCCCCCCUUAACGACUAAAUAAAAUCUAGUAUUUUCCUCUGUA